UCGGUUGCUACACGCCUGUUAGCAUGUAGCUCACGGGGACGAGUCAGUUGUCUUUUGGUGUGUUUGGAAGUUUGUGGUCUGACGUUUCCUCUGCUGUCCAACGGUCUAAAUGUACACGGCUGCUCUUGAAGUUGAACUUCCUCAUCUUGCGUGACGAGUGAAAUCAUGCAGCUGUCACAUUUCCUUUCAUGGUCUCUGCUCUGUCUGUCUGUCUGUCUGUCUGUCUGAUGUAGCUCUUUAUGCAAGUCAAACUUAAAAAAGAAGAAAACACACACACCCUCAGAAUGGAAACAGAGAGGAAAUCUUCACACGACAGAAAACGACACAGAAUGUCUCGACUGGAGAUAAUCUUUAUGUUUGUGCUUCAGUUUCAAGGCAUCACAGGAGAAUCCGUCAGUCUCUUUCACAGACCUGGACAUGAAGCCCUUCUUCCGUGUGACACCUGGUCAGCAAAUGGUCCGUCGUGCUCCAGAAUACACUGGUUACACGCAGAUCGACAGCUGCAGACAGCGACUUUGGUCGAGAAAGGAAAUGUAGUGAAGAAAAGAGUUCAAGCUGCGAGGCUGCACCUGAAAGCCAACUGCUCUCUGCUCAUCAGCAACGUCACGGCCGAGGACGCCGGUCAAUAUGGUUGUCGACUGAAUGGACACCCUAUAUCAGACCAAAGUGUGUUUCUGAACAUUUUGACAAUCUCUCCGUUAGAACCGGAUCCUGAACUAAAGAGCAGCGGUGAUAUGAUGCUCCAGUGCUCUCUGUUAUCAAGCGCCGGUUUCUCCUGUGGGGAGAAGAACUUCCACUGGUUGGACGAGGCAGGGAACGCACUGUUUGGUGAAAGUGUGGAUCACAGGGACGAGUGUGUCUCUUAUCUGACUGUGAGCCGUCAUCAGAACACGAGGUACACCUGCCAGUUUGUUGACAAGAACAACGAGGUGAAGAUAGAGGGCGACUACACGCUGGUUUCCAAGGGUAACAAACGAUUUCAAGAUCACCUGCACGUCAUUGUCGGCGUCGCGGUCGCGUUGGUGCUGGUGCUGCUGCUGGUCGUCGGUGCGGUUGUUCUCAUCAAGUGCAGGGAAAGAAGCAAACGUAAAGACGGUUUGCAAACAGCAAUCCACCUCCAUGAGGAGACAGAGACCGAUGUGACGUACACGACUGUCACCCACAUCAGUCAAAGUGCGCCUCCUGUGAAAAAGGGCAAAGAGGAAGAGUCCGUGACUUAUUCUACUGUUAAGUCUCUGGUGAAAGCAGAAGUGGGCGAUGCUUCACUGUAAUGAAAAAUGACAGAGAUGACGCUUGAUGAGACUUGAUGAUGCCAAUUGUGGCUGAAGGGAAGUUAUUUAUAUAUUUUUUUACUGGACUCAGAAACACGACCUGUCGACCUGUUAACAAACCAAUAAACAAACGUGCCCUUGGACAAUGAGGUCAAAGAUCGCCUGUCCCUGACUGUCUCAUCAUUCUGGCUCACAUCUACACAUCUACACGAUAGAUUACUUUUUAAAUUAUACCCCACCCCCCUAGUCUCUCUGGGGUCUCUCUGAGAAGAAUGUCUUUAUUUCCUUUGGUAAUAAAUUAUUUCUUUGCUUUGAAUAUUAUUUGAAUCAGAACUGGUGAUUUUCUAUGGUCUCUAUAUCCUGCGUUUAUAUAUUAAUCUGAUUGUCCUAUUCUGCAUUAUAUGCAGUGCCGGCCCUGAGUAAUUUGGUGCCCUAGGCAAGAUUUUAGCUGGCGCCCCCUUGCAUCGCAGCAGUCAAUUUCACAAUCAACUUUCAUACAAUCACACAGAAACUGCAUGUGUGUAUUCAAGAUUUUAUUUCUUUGAGUAAAAAAUAUCACACCAAAUAAAAACUAAAGAAAGAAACAAGUGAUAAAAUUAAAAAGGACAGGAGCACCUGAUGCUGUGUCACUGGGGGUGGUACUGAAAUAUUUUUAAAAGUGCAUCUGAAGAGAGAAGAGAAGUAUAUGUGACGACUGCAUGUUACAUUUUAAUAAAAAAACAGAUGCUUGGUGUGCUAUACAUGAGACUAAUAUAGACUAAUAAUGAAAAUGUGAUGAGAUUCAUUCAACUUUAUUGUCAUUGCAAUGCAAUUCAGUCUAACCAGAGUGCAAAAACCAGUAAAGUGCAGUGAAAUGAACAUAUAUGUAUAUAUAGCCUAUGAAUGAUAUGGGAAAGCUAAGGUAUGAAAUAUUAACAGUAAUACACUUUAACUGCACUUUAACACUGAUGUAAACUUUAACAAACAUAAACUGUGACACAUAAAACCAAAGGCUUACAACCACCCUAUUACAAAGGGGAUGGACAACUUAAAGCAUUUUAACUGACAUACAAGCAGGAAAGACACCUGUAAAAUAACACCUGAACAGGCCUAAUGUUAAGUUUCCAAACGUCCCUGAUGAAUUUAAGGUGGAGUAACAUUAACACACGUCGACUCAGCUAUUUAUUGAUUAUUAAACAAUGUUGCUAUCGUCCGAAGUAAGCUAGCAAGCUAACACUCUGCUCCAACAACGGUAACUACGAUGCAUUAUUUAAUAAUCUUUGCUAUGACUUUAUGUCGCUGUGGGCUUAUAUAAUAUUUCGAAAUAAUAGUAAUA
Molecule: messenger RNA, 2586 nt
Organism: Solea solea (common sole)
Lineage: Eukaryota; Metazoa; Chordata; Actinopteri; Pleuronectiformes; Soleidae
Exons: 7
Coding region: 240-1271 (343 amino acids)
Biological process (GO): positive regulation of ERK1 and ERK2 cascade; interleukin-15-mediated signaling pathway; T cell activation
Cellular component (GO): membrane raft; external side of plasma membrane
Molecular function (GO): MHC class II protein binding; protein tyrosine kinase binding
Source: RefSeq, a predicted model, not a curated record